AUGUCAGCCGUCGCCAGACUCGCACCGUCCUACAUCCCCAACCCUCAUAACAGGGACACCACUCCGCCUCCUUCGUACCGUGCGUCGACUCAACACAAGCCGUCGCUAGACUUAUCGCAACGCUUCGAGAGGAAGCUCGCUGAAUACAAUGCAUCUCAGAACAUCCUAAAGCGCUGGUUAUUUGAGAUUGUCAGCUUAGCCAUCAGCGCCAUCUGCAUGGGCUUCAUAAUCGGCAUAUGCAUCUACACAAAGGAUCAGCCACUCCGCGACUGGCCACGAGCCUCGACCAUCCAAAACGUACUAUCCAAAAUUGCCUCGGCCGCCCUUAUACUCCCAAUCUCGGAAGCCAUAGGUCAGCUGAAAUGGAUUUGGUUUCACGGAAAGAAGUCUAAAGAUGCUUUCGAUUUUGAAAUAUUCGACAAAGCCUCUCGAGGUGCUUGGGGUUCGUUUAUGCUACUUUGCCGCACGAAGGGCAGGUCGCUUGCUGCAUUAGGCGCUCUUUUGACGGUCUUGUUACUCGCGGUUGAUACUUUCUUCCAGCAGGUGACUGACCUUCAGGAUCGUUGGAAGCUUCAGGGCAACAGCUCAAUUCCGCGCAGUUUCCAAUAUACUCCUUCUGUGGUGCUUGCGUACGACAGCACUUGGGACAAUACACCCGCGGCCAUGAUGAACGAAGACCUUCAAAAAGCCCUAGAUCCGUUCUUCUAUGACCAGAAUGGGACGCAUCCCUUCCUCACCGAGAACGGUCCCCAAGCCGAGAUACCACUUGUUAUAGAACCGGUCCUUGUGUCUGGCUAUCGGGUCGAGAACAAUACAAACUCACCUUACGGAGAAACCCUGCUCAUGCGCACGCUGCCUCUUGUCACAAACCCUCUCAGGCAGGCACUAUACGGAGGGUCUAUAAACUUCAAGAGCAUCAACUAUCCCAUCCUGAACGCGCUCAUUGUAAGCGCGGCAGACGGGUCUGCAGAAAGCGUAUACCGCAAAGACCUCCCAGUUGCUCAUGAAUGUAUGUUAUCUUGGUGUGUCAAAACUCUUCGCUCCUCAUAUGCAGGAGGUGGUUACGAAGAGCAGGUGAUCGAGACUUACACAAAUACAACGCCGACCGACAACCCCUGGUUCAGUGAGCAAUUGCCGAAUGGUUCCACCGACCAGACCUUCGACGAGGACAUCAUAAUAACAGUCCCAUCAAACGACCGCAAUCCGACCACUUUCGGCGUCUCCAAUGAAACGUUCAUGAGGACCGUCUUUGUUCUGGAUGAGGUAUUCCCCUCCCUAAUCACUGUCUCGAACCCGUCAGCAGAGCCAUAUCUCAAGAUCAAAACCAGCUUCACCGACCAGGUCAAGUUUCGAGAAGUACGCUUCAAUCCAUGGCUUGCUCCCAACAAUGUCACUCAUCAUAUGGAGAGAAUCGCACAGGCUAUGACCAACGUCGUCAGGUCGGAUCCUAGCAGCAAUGAGUUCAUCGUUGGUAGCGCCUCAUCACCAGAGACCUACAUGAUAGUUCAUUGGGGUUGGCUUACGUUCCCUUGUGUCCUGCUUCUCCUGAGCAUUCUUUUUUUGGUGGCCACCAUGAUCAAGACCUCAAGACACACAUACGACGAUAUCGGCAACUGGAAAACUUCCGCUAUGCCAGCUUUGCUAUAUAGUCUGCCCAAAGACUUUCAGCAUGGGCUUGGAGCGCCGGGCACAUCAAGGCGUGGCUCGACUAGAAGGUCGAAGAAGAUUAGGAUCAGACUAAUGCCACAACAAGGCUGGAGGGUAUCUGGUGCCGUUCAGCCUACACCGACUGCGCCACCCGGCUUUAUAUAG
This is a messenger RNA of Alternaria hordeiaustralica, 1812 nucleotides long. RefSeq lists its product as uncharacterized. Lineage: Eukaryota; Fungi; Ascomycota; Dothideomycetes; Pleosporales; Pleosporaceae. The transcript is spliced from 3 exons. The record is from RefSeq and is a predicted model, not a curated record. Bases 1 to 1812 code for a protein of 603 amino acids.